Beta vulgaris subsp. vulgaris (sugar beet) is the source of this 2330-nucleotide messenger RNA. Its product is annotated as phosphoinositide phospholipase C 4. The transcript has 9 exons. Bases 65 to 1813 code for a protein of 582 amino acids. The record is from RefSeq and is a predicted model, not a curated record. Gene Ontology annotation, biological process: phosphatidylinositol-mediated signaling; lipid metabolic process. Gene Ontology annotation, molecular function: phosphatidylinositol-4,5-bisphosphate phospholipase C activity. NCBI's taxonomy places the organism in Eukaryota, Viridiplantae, Streptophyta, Magnoliopsida, Caryophyllales, Amaranthaceae.
UUCUCCUUACUAUCAAAACAGAGGAAAACAGGGUAAAACUCAUUUAGAGAUUUUCCAAAAGAAAAUGGAGAGUUACAUAGUAUGUGGAUGUUUUGCAAGAAAGUUUGCAAAGGCAGAGCUACAACCGCCGUCUGAUAUUAAAGAGUAUUUCGACGAAUACGCCGAAUGUGGGCCACACAUGACGGCGGAGCAGCUCAAAAAGUUCAUGGUGGAAGUACAAGGUGAGAUCAAGGCAACAUUAGCUGAGGCAGAGAAGAUUGUGGAGGAGAUCAAGUCAAGAAGAAAACAUCCUCACAUGCCAAUUUUUAGUUCUACUACUAAAAAAUGUAUUCUUCUUGAUGAAUUCUUCUCUUAUCUAUUCUCAAUUGAUCUCAAUCCUCCCAUUAAGUCUCAGGUUCAUCAAGAUAUGACAUCCCCAUUAUCACAUUAUUUCAUAUACACUGGUCAUAAUUCUUACUUGACUGGCAAUCAAAUCAGCAGUGAUUGCAGCGAUGUUCCGAUAAUCGAAGCGUUGCAGAAAGGUGUAAGAGUUAUAGAGCUUGAUCUUUGGCCAACUCCCAACAAGGAAGAUGUUCAUGUUUUGCAUGGAAAGACACUUACUACUCCAGUGGAGCUCAUCAAAUGUCUAAAAUCCAUCAAAGAAUAUGCCUUUUGUGCAUCUCCUUAUCCUGUGAUUUUAACUCUUGAAGAUCACCUCAAUCCAACACUUCAAGCAAAAGUAGCUCAAAUGAUCACUCAAACAUUCGGGGAUAUGCUAUUCUAUCCUGAAUCGGAGAUUUCGGAGGCUUUCCCUUCUCCUGAAGAAUUGAAGUUUAAGGUGAUCAUCUCAACAAAACCACCUAAGGAGUAUCUUACAGCUGAAAAUAGCAUUCAAAAGGGCAAUGAGGAACAAAUCUCAACUGAGGAUAAGCUUCUCUCAAGCAAGACAAAUAAUGACAAAAUUGAGCAUGAAAAUGUUGAUCAAGAUGAAGAAAAUUCUGAUGAAAGUGCUUCUUUGCGUGAAAGACCAGCUGAGUAUAAGAAACUGAUUACAAUUCCUGGUAUUAAAAGGGGUGAGUUGAAGGAGUCUCUUAAGGUAGAUCCAAAUAAAGUGAGCCGUCUUAGUUGGAGCGAGCAACUUCUUGCAAAAUCAACCAAUUCUCAUGGAACUGAUAUUAUUAGGUAUACCCAGAAAAAUAUCAUGAGGAUUUUUCCUAAGGUCACACGGUUUAACUCUUCUAACUACGAGCCUUUUCUUGGUUGGAUGCAUGGAGCUCAAAUGGUCGCGUUUAACAUGCAGGGUCAUGGGAAACCACUUUGGCUAAUGCAUGGGAUGUUUAAGGCCAAUGGAAGCUGUGGUUAUGUAAAAAAGCCUGAUUUUCUCAUGAGUAUAGGUCCAGAAAACCAAGUUUUUGAUCCAAAAGCAGAUUUACCAAUCAAGAUAACAUUAAAGGUGAAAAUCUACCUAGGGGAUGGGUGGCGAGAGGAUUUUAAACAAACUCAUUUUGAUACAUUUUCACCACCAGAUUUCUAUGCUAAGGUGGGCAUAGCAGGAGCACCAACAGAUGAAGUGAUGAAAAAAACAAAGGUGAUAGAAGAUCACUGGAGACCUGCUUGGAACGAAGAGUUUAGUUUCCCAUUAAAAAUCCCUGAACUAGCUUUGCUAAGAAUUGAAGUUCAUGAAUAUGAUAAGACUGAUAAAGAUGAUUUUGCUGGGCAAACUUGCUUGCCUGUUCAUGAACUUAAGCCUGGGAUUCACGCAGUUCCUAUAUGUGAUAACAAAGGAAAGGAAUAUCCUUCGGUUAAGCUCUUGAUGCAGUUUACGUUCGUGUAAAUUAUAGCCUAUGCUUUGAAAUCUUUGCGCAUCAAGUGGUGCAUGUCCUUGUGUAUCAUCAAAGAACACGUAUAUCUUCUUUGAUCUCCAUGAAGUUUCAUUUUUUUGGGUAGGUGAGGCAAAAAAAAAUAUGAAUAAGCACGUCUAGAGGUUUAUCCAACCAGUUUUACAAGUCAGGCUCUUUGAGAGUGAGGAGAAUGGUAAGGGGACCUCAUCUCCAAAAGAGUUUCUACUGGAGUUUGAUCCUCAUGACUUUAAAGUCCGAGACCAAACUUAAACUACUAGGCCAAUGUCAAAAUUGCCUACAUGAAGUUUUUUGUGUGUGUAAAAAAAUAUGGAUUCUGAAAUCAAUUUUGAUCAAUAAAAAUCAUGUAUAAUAAAGAAAUAUGCUAUUGUUUGGCUAAAUUAGUCUUGUGGGAGUGAUGCUGACGUGAGAUUGCUUGUAUUAUAUUUACAUCAUUGUCUUUUGUAGCUCUCUAUACACGAAAUUUGUCUCAAUGUCAUUUCUAUUGCGCUC